GUCAAGGGAAUAGGAAUGAUCAAUUGGAUUCUCCACAGGGUAUUUAUGUAGAUGGAAGUGGUAGUAUUUACAUCGCAGACACGAAUAAUCAUCGUAUACAAAAGUGGUCUCGUGGCAGUUCGACUGGCAGUGGUAGUCGUGGUAGCUAUUACAAUUAG
Molecule: messenger RNA, 158 nt
Organism: Didymodactylos carnosus
Lineage: Eukaryota; Metazoa; Rotifera; Eurotatoria; Philodinida; Philodinidae
Source: the annotation of a GenBank genome assembly